UCAGAUGUAAUUAAAGGGGAAGUUGCAAAACUAACGCCCAGAUAUCAAAAAUAUACAAUGAAAUCUCCCAUAAUCCAAACCUGUUUUGAAAGAACAGACAAGUUUCCAAGGAACUUCCACUUUACUUACAAAGCUAAAGAAAUCUUAUGCUAGCAUAACACUGCAGAACUGUGCAUUGACCAUAGACCUCAUCACUAAUGACGUUUAACUUAGUCAUUCUUUGCGUGACGCCUUAUCAGAAGGGGCCGAGCUUCAUUUAGUAAUAGCUGAAGACGGCACACGCUCAUGUCCGAUUGAAGCUUGGAUUUACUUAUGAUUGGAUUUAACUACGAAAGUUGUACCGCAUACAAACAGGAAGGAUUGUCUCAGCAGUGAUUUGUUUGAGGAUUCAAGCAUCCUUCAACGCUAGCUUCCUUACACCUGGCGCUGACUCCACCUUCAAACCGUAUAAAGACGAUAGAACAAGUUUCUUCCUCAAAUCGGACUCUGAACUCAGAGCCAAGGGGAUCCAAUAUCACCUACGCACAGAGGGGCUUUCUUUCCCCGACGAUGGCGUCUGCUGGCGUGGAACUCCUGGGACUGACGCUCGCCGUGGCGGGCUGGAUAGGCGUGAUGGUGGCGUGCGGCCUUCCCAUGUGGCGUGUGGCAGCCUACGUGGGUCAAAACGUGGUCAUGUCCCAGGUCAUUUGGGAGGGCUUGUGGAUGAACUGCUCAGUUCAGAGUACAGGCCAGAUGCACUGCAAGGUCCACGACUCCAUGCUGGGGCUACCGCGGGACCUCCAAGCCGCCCGCGCCUUAGUGGUGGUCUCAGUCACGCUGGGAGUCAUAGGGGUCGCAUUGGCGACAGCGGGAGCCAAAUGCACCGAUUGCAGCCAGGAUGAAAAGGGGAAACGGCGUCUAGUGUUUGUCGGUGGGCUGGUCUUGACUCUAGCGGGGAUUCUGACGCUGAUGGCGGUGUCCUGGACGGCACACGUCAUCGUGAUGGGGUUCUACGACCCGCUUCUGGAGGAGACGGGAAAACGCGACUUUGGGAAUGCACUCUACUUUGGAUGGGCCGCGUCUUGUUUGCUCAUACUAGGGGGAGCACUGCUGUGGUGCACCUGUGGCAAGAGGAAAACCCCGCAGGUGCGGAAGGUGUCCGAAUACUCGGCUGUUAGUCGGCGUGGACGCGGGAAACAAGACUAUGUGUGAUGAGUGUUACUUUUGUGACCAGCAGGGAGAGUUAUGAGCAGUGAGUGGACAUUUAAGGACCUUGGACCUGUAUUUUUGGGGUGGUGGGUGUCUUUUUGCCUAUAUAUUCGGUGUCAACAGAACGAAAAUAGAGUUGUCCGAUAAUGACUUUUUAAUUGUAAGUCCUGAUAGGAGUUUGAGUUUUUGCAGUGUUCAAAAACAAAUAUACUGUAUGAUACCUGCUUUAUUGGAGCACAUUAGGCACCAGUGCUACUUGGUGUUUUAUCAGUGAAUGACAACUGAGCUAAAAUUGACAGUCAGCUUUAUUGUGUUUUUAUUUUACACCCUCAUCACGCUAGAGCGCUGUGUUUUUAAAGAUUAAAUAAAGCCUGUAUGAAAGACACGCUAGCUGUGCACCGACAGUAGUCCUAAUUAAAAGCACGGGCUAACGUUACGUUAGCAAGGUACAGUAACGUUAAUCUUUUUUUAUUAGCGCUACAUUAACUUAAUUUGACCUUGUCCGAGUAUCGCUCCUCCGCUCUCGGAGUAAACAGGGUGCCUUCAGUGGAGCUGCAGCAUUGAAGACUUACACAAGCACUGUUUUACAGUGAAGACAUGAAACAGUGUUUGCCUAGGUGUCCAGCUUGAAAUGCUCUUACACAUUUGACAUUUUUUAUCUUUUUCUUGGUGCCUUUCUCUUCGCUUUCGUCUGCAUCUUCGUCGUUACCCCAAUAUUCAUGUGUGGUUGAAAUCAAAUAUAUCCGCCGCCUCUCCCUUCUUCCUUUACGCAAGUGCUGUCAGUGCGUUGUGCCACAGAUAAAGUAGUCCGGGCAAAAUGUCAUGCUUAGAGCUGGCAAAAUUAAAUGAUUCCUCGGAGUGGAGAAAAGGCCAAAAUCAAUUUUUAAAAUCGAGUUACUUGGAUUAUUUGAGUAAUUGUUUCAGCUCUAAUGGAAUGUAACGAAGUAAAAGUACUUCACUACUGUACUUAAGUACAUUUUGGUGUAUCUGUACUUUACUUGAGUACAAAUAUGAGGUGGUACCUUUCGCUUUUACUUCACUUCAUUUACAGCAGGUAUAUGUAUUUUUUACUCCACUACUUUUCAAAUUGUCACCUGUGUUACACAUUACUUUGGUUUGUUUUCUUUUUUUCUCAUUGUGAAUUGAUAGUUUCGUUUUCAUGCCUAGCCCAGUGCAACUAUACUGUAACUGAGCACUAGAGGCAGCAACAUGAGUACAAACAAGAUUAGGCAGGUGAACAAAAUAUUGACCAAUAAAAACCACCACACUCUUGUACAGUAGGUGGUGGUUUAAGUACAUUUUUGAAUUGGGGAAAAAAUACUUUUACUCUUUACUUGUAAAUUUUAAGGCAAGUACUUUUGUACUUUUACUUGAGUAAAUCUUGUCUUAGAUAUUUGUACUUUUACUUAAGUACUUUUUUGCACCUGUAUCUGUACUUUUACUUAAUUUUAAAAGUGAGUACUUCAUCCACCACUAACAAAAUAUUACUUUUUACUUCAUUUUCUUAAUAUGAUGCAUAAUACAUGUUUUUGGAUAGUCAUUUUGAGAAUUAGGGGUAAUUAAAGGUUUAAUUCCGAUUUAUACGAAAAUUCAAGUUACGUUGCCAGAGUAGGAACGGAACUCGUUUGUAACUCGGGGACUACCUGUAACAAGUUGGGCUACCAAAGUGACAGCGGAGUGCCCAGACAACUGAGCUAAACACCAGUAAGAAUUUGAGUUAUAUCGUUUUAAAAUCUUACAUUAGCAUGACUAAUAAUUUUUUUUUUUUUUAAUUUUUUUUUUUUUUACUGCGUAUAUAUUUACUAGCCACUGGCUAGUCUGGUUUGUAAUAGGGUCAGUUAUGCAUUUUAUCCCAAACAUGCAAUUACACCCUCAAUGGUUACCCUAAUUUUUGCUUUAUCAGAAUAAAAAUAUUGAUCCGUAUUGGGAAAUUUCUGUUACAUAAAGCAAAUAUAUGAUUGUUUCUAUACUUGCAUUUAUCUGUAUAUGCCUGUACCUGC
Corythoichthys intestinalis (scribbled pipefish) is the source of this 3188-nucleotide messenger RNA. Its product is annotated as claudin-9-like. The record is from RefSeq and is a predicted model, not a curated record. Gene Ontology annotation, biological process: bicellular tight junction assembly; cell adhesion. Gene Ontology annotation, cellular component: bicellular tight junction; plasma membrane. Bases 550 to 1191 code for a protein of 213 amino acids. The transcript is spliced from 2 exons. Gene Ontology annotation, molecular function: structural molecule activity. Lineage: Eukaryota; Metazoa; Chordata; Actinopteri; Syngnathiformes; Syngnathidae.